AUCAUCCUAGGCACUCAUUUUUGGAUACUGCUCUAAGCAUACACAGACACUGCAAAAAGAAGAGGUUGCCGUAGCAUAAUAACUCACAGAAACACUUCAAGAUGACCAAGCAACCAGAAAACGAAGACAGCAGCAAGUUCCUUUUCCUUGACAAUGACUUCAAAAACAGCGGGGUGGCCCAGGCCGAUUGGACAACCAAAAAGAUGGUGUGGAUACCUUCAGAAAGGGAAGGUUUCCAGUCAGCCAGCAUCAAAGAAGAGACGGGGAAUGAGGUGGUGGUUGAGCUCGACAACGGCCAGAAGGUGACCGUCAGCAAAGAUGAAAUCCAGAAAAUGAACCCACCCAAGUUCAACAAGGUUGAAGACAUGGCUGCACUGACCUGUCUGAAUGAGGCCUCAGUGCUGCACAACCUCAGGGAGAGGUAUUUCUCAGGUCUCAUUUAUACUUACUCAGGCCUCUUCUGUGUGGUGGUGAAUCCCUAUAAGUUCUUGCCCAUCUACUCUGAGAAGAUCAUUGAGAUGUACAAGGGGAAGAAGCGUCAUGAGGUUCCUCCCCACAUCUAUGCCGUCACUGAUAAUGCCUAUAGGAACAUGCUGCAAGAGCGUGAAGACCAGUCUAUUCUCUGCACUGGUGAGUCAGGUGCAGGAAAAACAGAAAACACCAAGAAAGUAAUCCAGUACCUUGCAGUUGUGGCAUCAUCACACAAAGGGAAGAAAGAUGCUGGAUCUCAACAAAAAGGACCCCAGUUAGCAUUUGGUGAGCUAGAGAAGCAGCUCCUGCAGGCCAAUCCUAUUCUGGAGGCAUUUGGCAAUGCAAAGACCAUCAAAAAUGAUAAUUCCUCAAGAUUCGGUAAAUUUAUUAAAAUCAACUUUGACAACACUGGCUACAUCGUUGGAGCAAACAUUGAAACCUACCUUCUGGAGAAGUCUCGGUGUAUCCGACAGGCCAAAAUCGAGAGAUCCUUCCACAUCUUCUACUACAUGGUGGCUGGAGCCAAAGACAAAAUGCGAGACGAGCUCUUGCUAGAGGACUUUGGUAACUACCGUUUCCUGGUGGCUGGGCAUGUGCAGGUACAAAACCAGCAAGAUGAUGAGAUGUUUGAAGAGACUCUGGAAGCCAUGGAGGUCCUGGGCUUCAACGAGGAGGAAAGAAUUGGCAUGUUUAAAUUAUGUUCAACUGUGCUUCAACUGGGGAACAUUGAGUUCAAAGCAGAGAAAAACCAGGAACAGGCCAGCAUGCCAGAUAACACAGCUGCGCAGAAAGUGUGCCAUCUGCAGGGGAUUAAUGUGACUGACUUCACCAAAGCUAUUCUCACUCCUCGCAUCAAAGUAGGCCGAGAGCUGGUACAGAAGGCACAGACCAAAGAACAGGCUGACUUUGCAGUUGAAGCCUUGGCCAAGGCUAUGUAUGAUCGUCUGUUUCGCUGGAUCUUGGCACGUGUCAACAAGGCUCUAGAUAAGACAAAGCGUCAGGGAGCCUCUUUUCUGGGCAUCUUAGACAUUGCUGGGUUUGAGAUUUUUGAGGAUAACUCAUUUGAGCAGCUGUGCAUCAACUACACCAAUGAGAAACUGCAACAGCUCUUCAAUCACACUAUGUUCAUCCUGGAGCAGGAGGAGUACAAGAAGGAAGGCAUCGAGUGGAACUUUAUUGACUUUGGUCUGGACCUCCAACCCUGCAUUGAGCUCAUUGAGAGACCGAACAAUCCUCCAGGUAUCCUAGCUCUGCUAGAUGAGGAGUGCUGGUUUCCAAAGGCAACGGAUGUUUCCUUUGUCGAAAAACUCACAAACACUCACUCAAGCCACUGCAAAUUCUCUAAACCUAAGAAUUUAAAGGAGAAGACUUUCUUCACUGUGCAACACUAUGCUGGCAAGGUGGAUUAUAAUGCCACAUCUUGGUUGACUAAAAACAUGGACCCACUCAAUGACAAUGUCACAGCCCUGCUGUGUAACUCUUCCAGUGCUUUUGUUCAGGACAUCUGGAAAGAUGCGGACCGUGUGGUGGGUUUGGAAACCAUGGCUAAAAUGGCUAAGUCUGAAAGCGCAGCUCCUACUGCUUCCAAGUCCAAGAAAGGCAUGUUCCGCACCGUAGGACAGCUGUACAAAGAGUCUCUUGGCAAGCUCAUGACGACUCUCCAUAACACUCAACCAAACUUUGUACGGUGCAUCAUUCCCAACCAUGAAAAAAGGUCUGGCAAGAUAGCUGCCCAGCUGGUUCUUGAGCAGCUGCGCUGUAAUGGUGUACUGGAAGGAAUCCGCAUCUGUCGCCAGGGCUUCCCCAAUCGCAUCGUCUUUCACGAGUUCCGCCAGCGCUAUGAGAUCCUUGCUGCUGGGUCUAUUCCUAAAGGAUUCAUGGAUGGAAAACAAGCCUGUACACUUAUGAUCAAACAUCUAGACUUGGACCCCAACCUGUACCGGAUUGGUCUGAGCAAGAUAUUUUUCCGCACAGGAGUGUUGGCACAGCUGGAGGAAGAACGUGACCUGAAACUAACUGAUAUCAUAAUUGCCUUCCAGGCCCAGGCCCGUGGCUUUCUUAGCAGAAAGGCAUUCAGCAAAAAACAGAAGCAGCUGACAGCCAUGAAAGUGAUUCAGAGGAACUGCGCUGUUUAUCUGACACUUAAGAACUGGCAGUGGUGGAGACUUUUCACUAAAGUAAAACCCCUGCUUCAGGUGACUCGUCAAGAAGAGGAGAUGAAUCAAAAGGAGGAGGAGCUUCAGCAAGCCAAAGAAAUUGCCCAGAAGUCUGAAGCUGAACUUAAGGAGAUUACACAGAAACACAACCAGGUGUUAGAGGAGAGAAACCAGCUACAAGCCAAACUACAGGAGGAGGCAGAGCUGUAUGCAGAGUCUGAGGAGGUGAGGAUACGGCUGGAGGCCAAGAAGCAAGAGCUGGAGGAAGUGCUGCAUGAGAUGGAGGCUCGACUCGAGGAGGAGGAGGAGCGAAGCCAGGUCUUUCAGCAAGAGAAGGCGAAUCUACAACAACAACUCAAGGAUUUAGAGAAACAUUUAGUAGAAGAAGAAAAUGCCAGACAGAAGCUUCAACUGGAAAGUGGGACUGCAGAUGGGAAGAUUAAGAAACUUGAGGAAGAUCUUUUCAUGGUGGAAGAUCAAAACUGCAAGUUGCAGAAGGAGAAGCAACAGUUAGAGGAGCGGCUAGCUGACUUUUGCUCCAACCUUGCUGAAGAGGAAGAGAAAUCGAAAAACUUGACUAAACUGAAGGCUAAACAUGAAUCUAUGAUUUCAGAUCUUGAAGUUCGAAUGAAAAAGGAAGAGAAAAGUCGGCAGGAUGUCGAGAAAGCUAAACGUAAACUGGAAACUGAAUAUAAUGAUGUACAGGAACAACUAAAGGACACACAGACCCAGAUAACAGAACUCAAGACACAACAAGCCAGAAGUGAAGUGGAGAUUCAGGAGCUUCAGGCAUGCAUAGAGAAAGAAUCCGCUCAGAAGAGCAAUGCUCUGAAAAAGAUACAGGAAAUGGAUGGGCUAGUCUCAGAGCUUCAAGAUGAGCUUGACGCUGAGCGGCAGACUUGCAGAAAAUCAGAAAAAGCCAGAAAGGAGCUGGAAGAAGAGCUGUCGGCUCUGAGGACUGAACUGGAGGACUCACUAGACACCACAGCAGCACAACAAGAGCUACGGGCUAAGAGAGAACAGGAGGUGGCAAUGCUGAAGAAGCUGAUAGAAGAUGAAGGCCGAAGCCAUGAGGCUCAAGUGAAUGAGAUAAAACAAAAACAUGCUCAGUCUGUAAAUGAACUUGGUGAACAGCUAGAGCAAACCAAACGGGCCAAGGCCAAUCUGGAGAAGGCGAAACAGGCCUUGGAGAAGGAGGUUGUAGACAUGAAUGGAGACCUUCGCUCACUGAGUAAUGCCAAGCAAGAUGUGGAACAGAAGAAGAAAAAGGUGGAGACCCAGCUUGCUGACCUUCAGACUCGCUUCAGUGAGAGCGAAAAGAAGAGAGAAGAGCUUGGAGAUGCAGUGGCUAAACUGACUAUGGAGUAUAACAAUGUGAAUAGCAUCCUCAAUGAAGCAGAGAGCAAGAACAUCAAGCUGAGUAAAGAUUUUGCUAGUCUCAACUCGCAGCUCCAGGAUACACAGGAGUUACUUGCUGAGGAGACCCGUCAAAAACUUAAUUUUUCCACUCGGCUACGUCAAAUGGAAGAUGAACGAAAUAGUCUGCUGGAACAAAUAGAAGAAGAGGCAGAAGCCCGAAGGAAUGUGGAGAGACAGGCCUCCAGCCUUACCACACAGUUGUCAGAUGCAAAGAAGAAGCUGGAUGAGUACUCCAGCAAUUUCCAAAUGCUUGAAGAAAGCAAGAGACGUCUACAGAGGGAUCUGGAAGCCACAAUUGGAGAGCUUGAGGAGAAAGCUGCAGCCUAUGACAAGCUAGAGAAGACCAAGAAUCAUCUUCAGCAAGAGUUAGAGGAUGUGCUGAUGGACCUAGACAACCAGAGACAGCUGGUUUCAAAUCUGGAGAAGAAACAACGGAAAUUUGACCAGAUGCUUGCUGAUGAGAAGACCAUCUCCAGCAAGUAUGCUCAGGAGCGUGACUGCGCAGAGGCAGAGGCGCGGGAGAAAGAGACCAAAUGUUUGGCCCUCACCCGAACACUUGAAGAAUCCCAGGGUUCUUUACGAGAGUUAGAGAAACUCAAUAAGACACUUCGCACGGAGAUGGAAGAUCUGAUCAGUUCAAAGGACGACGUGGGCAGAAAUGUCCAUGAGCUGGAGAAGGCAAAACGUGGAUUGGAGGCUCGAGUGGAAGAGAUGGCAAUUCAAAUGGAGGAACUUGAGGAUGAAUUACAGACUGCAGAGGACUCUAAACUCCAUCUGGAAGUCAAUAUGCAGGCCCUCAAAGUCCAGUUUCAAAGAGACCUGCAGGUCAGAGAGGAGCAAAAUGAAGAGAAGAGGAAACAACUGCUCAAGCAGGUACGUGAGCUUGAGACUGAGCUAGAAGAUGAGCAGAAAAUGAGAACUUCAUUGGCAGCUGCCAAGAAGAAACUUGAGGGGGAUUUGCAGGACCUUGAAGACCAAAUUGAUGCAAUCAGUAGGGCGAGGGAUGAGGCCAUUAAACAGCUCCGCAAGACUCAGAUGCAGAUGAAAGAUUCCCAGAGGGAGCUGGAAGAUGCGAGAGCAUCCCAGAAGGAGGUUCUUUCCGAAGCUAGAGAUUCUGAGAGAAAGGCCAGAGCCAUGGAGGCAGAAAUCUUACACCUACAGGAGGAACUGGCGACAGCAGAGAGAGCCCGCAAACAGGCUGAGCGAGAGAGAGAUGACAUAGCAGGGGAGAUGGCAAGUGGCUCAUUUGGAAAAUCUGGCAUGUCUGAUGAGAGGCGUCGCCUGGAAGCCAAAAUUCAACAGCUGGAAGAGGAACUUGACGAGGAACAGGCAAACACGGAGACGCUCAAUGACAGACUGCGGAGAAGCGUGCAGGAGGUGGAUCAGCUGACCAGUGAGCUUCAUGUCGAACGCUCCAAUGCUCAGAGGAUGGAGAGUGGCUGGCAGCAAAUGGAGAGGCAGAACAAAGAACUGAGGGCCAAGCUGCUGGAGAUGGAGGGACAGGUCAAGUCCAAGCAACGGGCCUCUGCAGCUGCACUAGAGACCAAGUUACAACAAAUGGAGGACCAAGUGGACCAUGAGAGCAGGGAGAGACAAGCUAUUGCCAAGGCCAUGCGUCAGAAAGACAAGAAACUAAAGGAACUGAUGAUUCAGAUAGAGGAUGAACGAAAACAUACUGAGCAAUUUAAGGAUCAGGCUGAAAAAGCAAAUCUGCGAGCAAGACAGCUUAAGUUGCAGGUUGAAGAAAGUGACGAGGAGUCUCAGCGUGCCACUGCUGCCCGUCGUAAACUUCAAAAAGAGCUGAACGAGGCCACCGAGGCCAAUGACGCCCUGAUCCGAGAAGUGUCUUCACUCAGGAACAAACUCAGGCGUGGCAGUGACUCAUCUUUCAGCAGUCCAUUAAGGCGUAGUGCAGGGGGGAGCUUUAGAAGAACACGCAGGAGCAUGAUAGAAACAUCUGAGGUCCCAGAAGAUGGAGGUCCUGCUACUCCUGUGUAUCGACCUGAGGCACCUCAGAUCGAGCCAAUCAAUGGCACCAAGGAUGACAACUAAAGAAUUCAUUCCCAAAGCCUUUCACUUUUCUGAAUGAUAAUUUAUGCUUAUUUAAUCUUGACUAUCUCCUAAAGCGAGGUUUGGUGUUUAUUUCUGUUCUUCACUGACUCUAACAGUUGACUAAUUCUAAUGGGAUUUUUCUACUCAGAAAGUGCAAGGGUACCUCCAUGGUUUUUGGACAUGUACUUAAUACCAUGUUUAAUCAACAAAGUGGCAUAGUAUAUACACAA
Carassius auratus (goldfish) is the source of this 6328-nucleotide messenger RNA. It is a transcript of the gene myh11b, whose product is annotated as myosin, heavy chain 11b, smooth muscle. Gene Ontology annotation, biological process: actomyosin structure organization. Lineage: Eukaryota; Metazoa; Chordata; Actinopteri; Cypriniformes; Cyprinidae. The transcript is spliced from 42 exons. Gene Ontology annotation, molecular function: ATP binding; actin filament binding; microfilament motor activity. Bases 102 to 6098 code for a protein of 1998 amino acids. The record is from RefSeq and is a predicted model, not a curated record. Gene Ontology annotation, cellular component: myosin filament; cytoplasm; myosin II complex.